Messenger RNA from Myodes glareolus (Bank vole), 1035 nucleotides. NCBI's taxonomy places the organism in Eukaryota, Metazoa, Chordata, Mammalia, Rodentia, Cricetidae. The record is from RefSeq and is a predicted model, not a curated record.
AUGAGGUUCACGGUGCCCUGCGCUCUUGUUCUGUUGCUUGCAGAUGCCCUAGCCCCAACUCAGAACAGCGCAGGCUCACACUCCCUGCGGUAUUUCACCACCUCCUUGUACGAUCCUGAGUUCCGUAAACCUCGGAUCACUGUCGUGAGCUACGUGGACAACACGCAGAUCUUGAGCUUCGAUAGCAAAGCGGCGAGUCAGCGGGUGGAGCCGCGGGUUCCAUUUAUAGCAGAGGACGGAGAGCAUUUGGAGGAGCUGACACGCAUCAGCAGGCGCAUCUUAAUAGCUGGCCAAGAGACCUUGCUGAUUUCCCUGACUGCAACAGGAUCUCACACUAUCCAGUGGCUGAGUGGCUGUGACAUAGGGCCAGACCACCGCUUCCUUCGUGGGUAUAAGAAUGUUGGUUAUGAAGGCCAGGAUUACAUCUCUCUGACCAAGGACCUGCACUCCUGGAUUGCGGUGGAUACUAAGGAGGCCCAAAUCACCAGGCGCAAGUGGGAGGCAGCUGGUACUGCAAUGUUAUGGAGGUCUUUCUUAGAGGGCACAUGCGUGGAGUGGCUUCUCAAAUACCUGGAUGAAGGGAAGGAGGUGCUGCAGCGUGCAGAUCCUCCAAAAACAAAUGUGACUCAUCACCCCAGACCUGAAGGAGGCGCCACCCUGAAGUGCUGGGCCCUGGGCUUCUAUCCUGCAGACAUCACCCUGACCUGGCAGAGGGAUGAGGAGGACCUGACCCAGAACAUGGAUCUUAUUGAGACCAGACCUGCAGGGGAUGGAACCUUCCAGAAAUGGGCAGCUGUGGUGGUGCCUGCAGGAGAAGAGCAGAGAUACACAUGCCAUGUGCUGCAUGAGGGGCUGCCUGAGCCCCUCGUCCUGAAAUGGGAGCCUCCUUUGUCUCCCAUCAGCCUUAUCAUGGGAAUCAUUGCUGGGCUGAUUCUCCUUGGAGUGUUGGUCGCUGGAGCUGUGGCUGCCAUUGUGAUGAGGAAGAGUGCAGGUCUGUCUGCAACCAAACCCUGGAAUAUUAUCUAUGUGGUCUAG